ACCUUCCAGCACGAUUAAAUCUCGUCCCAUUGAAACCGUCACAAUGCCGCAGGAUAUGCCCCCGACUGGGGGCUAUCAGCCUGUCCAGUAUAAGCGUAACUUGCCUGCCCGCGGCUUCAGACCAUGGACUUACCUCGUCGGGAUGCAUUUAAUCAUGGCCUACGGCUUUUAUAAAUACUAUUACGGUGUUCGUGAACAGAAUGAACUCGCGCGUGAAAAAAUGUGGUCUCGUAUCCACCUCAUUCCCCUCCUUCAAGCCGAGGAAGACCGCGACCAAGUCCGCCGCCAAUUUGCCGACAAGGCUCGCGAGAAGGAGCUUUUGGGCACUGAGUCUAAGGUGUACAACUCCGACCGAUUCGUGCGUCCUACUUACACAUAUACCCCCGGCAAGCUCAGUCAAUGAAGAACUCGAUGAUGGAAGGGGUUUUUUCUGCUUUCGGGAUUCUUAUCGUCCGUUCGCACAGAGUUUUCGUGUGUGCAGUGAAAGGGUAAAGGAAGAAAAGAGCACUUAUUAGACGGCAAUAUAUUGUGGAGAUGCGAGCAUCGUCAACUGUAUCACUUAGUCGAAAAUUGUAAUGCCAAAUUAGAAUUUAUGGAAGGGUGGAGAGGGAUGCCUUCGGCUGGUGCUGUACAUAUACGCGACUCUUUUGACAGAUCAGGCAAUUGAUUUUCCAAAAAA
Talaromyces proteolyticus is the source of this 679-nucleotide messenger RNA. Its product is annotated as putative NADH-ubiquinone oxidoreductase subunit GRIM-19. NCBI's taxonomy places the organism in Eukaryota, Fungi, Ascomycota, Eurotiomycetes, Eurotiales, Trichocomaceae. Bases 44 to 403 code for a protein of 119 amino acids. The record is from RefSeq and is a predicted model, not a curated record. The transcript is spliced from 4 exons.